GGAACUGUCGCGGUUUAAUGACGAAGGAUUCAAAUAUGGAAGAACGAGAGGCACUGGAAAGAGAGAUUGAGAAGUUACAAAAUCUUAUCAAGGACCACAAGAGAGCUCAUGGUGAUGUCCCGUUAAGUUCGUCUCAGCGGUUUUCUACAAAACAUGGCCUGGGAAGAAGUCGAAGCAACAACCCAUAUUACGUUCCCUCAUAUUCACAUCAGCCGCAGCUGUAUGCACCUCACUCUUCUAGCCAAUGGAGUAAAAAAUACUCGCUCAAUAACAAGAGCAUCAGAGCUCCUGGAGGAAGAUCCUCACAGAUCUCUGAGGCAAAUCCAAAAAACACUGGACAAGUCCAAGGUGCGGCAUCUGACGCUUGCUCUCUCUCUUCUGGCGUCAGUAAGGUUUUACACAAGGGGAUGAGUACAACGAGGACAGUGCCUUCAUGCAGCGUCAUGGGAAAGGAGUCGUCGCUAGGGAGUAACAAAGUCCCAGCUGAUGGUGGGGGCAAGAAAAUAUUAAAACCUACAAGGACUAAUAUCGAGUCCAUGGCAGACCCAGCGGAGUCGGCUUUGUUAAAGCGUGAACAACAGAGUGGACUUAACGUGAAGAUGAGACAAAGUGCAAUGUCAGAUCUAAGUUGUUCAGCUACUUUACUUGUUCCUUUGUCUGGUGAGUCCAGUGCCUUUAAGAAAAAGCAGGCUGUACUGCCUCAAGGGAAAUCGUCCCUCAGAAGCAAUGUAGUAAUAAUGCCUACUACCGACUCGCCGCCUCUGACUUCCUCAACGCCGACAUCGAAAGUCAGGCUUGAAGCAGGUUCUGCUCCAGAGGUUCAGCCGGCUUUGUCUCCUCGUAAGAAAUCACGGUUCACCUGGGUGAAGAGCCAAUCGACUGAGACCAGCCAAAAAGAAUCCGAGAUGCUUAAGUUUUCACCAAGCUCACUUUCAGCGUCUACUGCUUCCCCAGUGGUGGCCAAGCACACCCACACUUCGAGCAAGAAGCUUCAUCGCAAGCUCGCUUUAUCCCCCAGCACCCUAAGGACCUCAAAGUACUCUUGGGUGUCGGCUUCCUGUUCCCCUACAGCAGCCGCCAAAUCGCCCGUAGCUAACCUCCCAUACAAGCUCUUUUCACCCAAAGCUCUUAAGGUGCCUGGAAAAACAGUAAAGGAGGGAGUCGAAGGUAAGAAACUCCCCACUGCCGCUGUCCUAUCAAAGAGGGCUAAAGUCAGUGGAGGUGCUUCGACUUCUCAUGCGAGUCACGGCAGUCGCUACAGCUGGAAGGCAGUCGCAGCAACCUCUGCUACGGUUGUGCGUUCGUCCACGCCGAAGUCUUCUCGAAAGAGCUCGGUGUAUCGAUGGACUGCGCAGGAGGACAAAAAGGAUUUGGUGUCUCGAGUCCCACACAGUCCUUCUUCUCUUCUGUCCAGCAGUGGAUUCAAGCUGAGGAGCAGAACCAAGAUCAUCAGGCGUUGCAGCAACAGUCCUGCUUCAGAGAGGAGACCUAGUGUUGGUGUAGUGACAGUCAGGAGUCAGUAUUCAUUGCGCAGGAGGACACACAUUCCUGUUAAGAGCCCCAGCGGUGCCAGACGAGGCCAGUCCAGAGUGCUCGUCUCAUUGGGUCGUCAUAAACUCCGGUGCCUCUCUCCAUCCAGCUUCGUCGCUGCUCCAUGGAGCUCAAGAACAGGUAUGGCUAUGGAUGUUCACGGCCCAUUCUCUCCGUCAGUCCGGAAUCCGGCAUCUCACAGGGUCAUUAAUACCCGCUACAAGCUCGACACACGUAGGGCACACCUCCAGCACCACAGCCCCGCCCUUUCCUACAGAGUCAAGAGAGUCCAGUCAGCCAGAUUUCUGUUGCAGUCUCGACUGCGUGCGACACCAGACGGGCAGUGGAGAGGGCGGGGCAUGCGGUGGAUUGGCGGAGCGCUCUACAGAGUCUCGGCCAAUAAGCUUUCCCGCACACAUACUCCUUGCACACCGUCCAACAUAUCAGAAAAGUUGUUCAGUCCUCAAGAUUUAAGCUUCGGCAGUAGCACAUGUAGGACCUCCAACACACGGUAUGUGGCCAGUCGGGCGGUGCAGAAGAGCCUGGCUAUCAUCCGCCAUGCUCAGCAGAAGAAACAGCAGGCCAAAAACUACUGCAUGUACUACAACCGCUUCGGCAAGUGUAACCGUGGCAAAGCCUGCCCAUACAUCCACGAUCCGGAUAAAGUUGCCGUUUGCACCAGGUUUCUUCGGGGGACGUGUAAGCAGACAGAUGGAACAUGUCCAUUCUCGCACAAAGUGUCCAAAGAGAAGAUGCCUGUGUGUUCGUACUUCCUGAAAGGAAUCUGCAACAACAGUAGCUGCCCCUACAGCCACGUCUACGUGUCUCGCAAAGCAGCCGUGUGUCAAGACUUCAUCAGGGGCUACUGUCCUCAGGGAGAGAAGUGUAAGAAGAAACACACGCUCGUGUGUCCGGACUUCUCCAGAACUGGUGUGUGUCCUCAAGGGACUAAGUGUAAACUGCAGCACAGACAGAGGGUCAAGCGUUCUGGAUCCAACCUGAGCUCGGGCUCAAGCAAAAGAGCACGCAGCCGCGAAGCAACAAAAAGUCCCAGGCGAGAACCAGAGUCCACUCCAGCAGAGGAGGGCACACCUAAGAGCGGUCCUGAAAAGCUGCCAUCCUUCAUCUCUCUGUCCAGUUCCCCAGAGACCCCAGAGUGUAGUGUGGGCCCUUCAUGCCCCCCUGGAGCAGGGGCAAAGGGCACAGGUAAGAAGCUGCACAUCAAACCUCGCUUCCUGAGCCAAAAGUGAAGCUGGAAACCCUCUGCAGUUCCUUCAACACAUGAUGAUCGCUAAGCAGGCGGAGUGCUCUGGCUCAACUGGGGCAAGUUUGACUUGUGACUGCCAGAAAAUAUCCAGAAAAUUUCUUCUAAAUGAUUAAUAACUGUACAUGUUACAGCAAUCACAUUGCUGAUUCUUAGCAGUAUAGGAAGUACGCUCGAACUGAUACUGCAGGUAAGUGAUCAAUGUCCAACUGUUUGACUCGUAACAUGUUUGAAUCCAGAUCGUUUCAUCACCAAGCUUAUUUUUGUCUUUUUAUCAAAUUUUUUUUUUGAUUCAGUAUUUAAAGCACUGCAGGUGCCUUUUUUAAGGUCCUGCAUCUCAGGGACCUUUUUUUUUUUUUUGUGUGUGUGUGUGUGUGUGUGUGUGUGUGUGUGUGUGUGUGUGUGUCACUUUUAAACCAUUAUAACAUCUCAGUUGUUUGUAUUUGAGAAAAAAAUGUAUUUUAUUGCAUAGUAUUUAAGUUUGUGGUUUUAUUUCUACUUUAAAACAGAAACUUAAACAUUUCCAAAUAAAGAUGUUGAUCCUCA
Molecule: messenger RNA, 3340 nt
Organism: Neoarius graeffei (lesser salmon catfish)
Lineage: Eukaryota; Metazoa; Chordata; Actinopteri; Siluriformes; Ariidae
Gene: zc3h3
Product: zinc finger CCCH-type containing 3
Exons: 12
Coding region: 18-2780 (920 amino acids)
Cellular component (GO): nucleus
Molecular function (GO): metal ion binding
Source: RefSeq, a predicted model, not a curated record